UCUGUGCCUUCAUCAUUGUUGCUUCACCACAGCGUGACCCACAGCAUCAAGAAUCCUCCAGGCAUUUACUCUUGGCAACACACACAGCCAAGCAGAAUGGUCAAGCUCAGCACUUCGGAUGGCGAAGAGUUCACCGUCGAGAGGGACGUGGCGGAACGAUCAGUUCUGAUCAAGCAGAUGCUCGAAGAUAUUGGAGAAUCAGACCAAGCGAUUCCUCUGCCCAAUGUCUCUUCGCAGGUUCUCAAGAAGGUCCUGGAGUACUGCGAGCACCACCGCGCCGACCCAACGCCGACUGUCGAGGAGGCUGAGGAGUCGCGCAAGCGUGUGACCGACAUUGGCGAGUGGGACCAGAAGUUCAUCAACGUCGACCAGGAGAUGCUGUUCGAGAUUAUCCUCGCCGCCAACUACCUCGACAUCAAACCCCUGCUCGACGUCGGCUGCAAGACUGUCGCGCUCAUGAUUAAGGGCAAGACGCCAGACGAGAUUCGCAAGCUUUUUAACAUCCAGAACGACUUUACACCCGAGGAGGAGGAACAGAUCAAGAAGGAGAAUGAGUGGGCGGAGGACCGCUGAGCGCAACAAGGCGGCGUACCUAUGGGUCGCAGAUCAAACCAGCUGGUAUUGCGGAGCUCUUAAUACAGCCCUGGAAUUUCGCUGGUAGGCAAUGCACUUUGUGUCACCGCUUCAGCAUAUGGCGCAAGUGUGCAUCAAAUUCUGCGCCACAAGGCCUUUCGCACUGCAUUCAAGAAAUAUUCCGUUGCCAACAGAAAUCGCAACCCUGUAUCUUUAGCUUGUGUCUCUGUAACAUGAUGUUGCAGCCGGCAGCUCAGCUGCCCUGCACAGCGU
This is a messenger RNA of Tilletiaria anomala UBC 951, 846 nucleotides long. Its product is annotated as putative negative regulator sulfur controller-3. The transcript is spliced from 3 exons. Gene Ontology annotation, molecular function: cullin family protein binding. Gene Ontology annotation, cellular component: nucleus; cytoplasm. NCBI's taxonomy places the organism in Eukaryota, Fungi, Basidiomycota, Exobasidiomycetes, Georgefischeriales, Tilletiariaceae. The coding region runs from base 97 to 573 and encodes 158 amino acids. Gene Ontology annotation, biological process: mitotic cell cycle; SCF-dependent proteasomal ubiquitin-dependent protein catabolic process. The record is from RefSeq and is a predicted model, not a curated record.